Molecule: messenger RNA, 736 nt
Organism: Larimichthys crocea (large yellow croaker)
Lineage: Eukaryota; Metazoa; Chordata; Actinopteri; Sciaenidae
Exons: 4
Coding region: 61-726 (221 amino acids)
Source: RefSeq, a predicted model, not a curated record
UCCACUAUAUAGUGCACUGCAUGUAUCCCACAAUUCACCGCGAAAUGUAGUGAACAUCCGAUGGUCACUAACCGAAGCAAGAUAUCCCAUCAUGCAUUGCCGGAAAUUCUCUGUGCGCGGAAAGUGAAUAUGGCGGACGGACGGGAGACUGUGUACAAAUGGACCGACGACGAUGUGGCAGGAUUAAUCCGCCUGAGGAAGGAAAACGAUCGCCUUUUUUCAGGCAAACGCUUCGCCUCCGCAGCCGGUUGGGAAGCUAUUCUGAAAGAAAUGGGGCUGACGGGCGUGGUGACCCCUGCCCGGGCGGGCAAAAAGUGGGAGAACCUAAAAAAAACAUACAAGGAGCUGAGAAAGCCACCAACAGGGAGUGGCACUGAGUCAGGGGAGUCCACUGCCAGGGAUUGGAAGUGGUUCUCCCUCAUGGAUGAGGCAAUAGGUGGGAGGCCUUCUAUUCGACCUCCUUGUCUUAUUGCCUCAGCCUGGGGGGAGACCCCACCAGUCUCAGCAUCAGCCUCCCCUGAUUCAGUGCCACCAGAGCCAGAGUGUCAGGGUGCUGAGCAGGACUCAGAGUCUGAAGAGCCAGCUCCACCAAAGCGACAGCGGCGUGAUCCAGUUUUAGAACUGUUGGAGAGGCAGGAGAAGAGGGCAGAGGAGAGGGAGAAAAGGGAGGAGGACAGGGAGGAGAGGCUUUUGAACCUCCUUGAAAAAAUAGUAGAGAAAAUGUAAAUUAGAUUAA